CCCGGUCAAUAUAGACAUUUGAAAUAGCAAAAAUUUCCGGAAAGCUGAAUUUUGGUGGAAAGCUGGGGUUUACCAUUACAAAUAAAGUUUUGAAAAUCCCCAUCGAUCCUAUGUGUGUUACAAAAGUUAUUCGGGGUCAAAGGUCAAAAUUUUAGGUUUUUAGAAUUUUUCUCGAAAACGGUAAGUUAAAUCAAAAAAAGUUUUAAGCCAAAGUUAUAGACCUUAAAAUUCUCUACAAAAGUGGUAUUUACAAUUCUUCUCUUAAGAGUUACCAUCUCUGUCAUAUCGCAAAGCUAAGAGUCACAUUAUACAUGAUAUGCCUAUUUAAGCCACGUGUAUACAUGAUCCUUUUACUAAACUUAACAAAAUCGUAUCUAUUGCUUCUGGAGUUGUUGGUGACCAUAAGAUUAAUUACCAUAAAGCUUGUGAAGUUGGGAUUGCUUCUCUGUCUAGAAUGGUAGGUGAAAAAUUUUAUAGUAUAAAUUUAAAAGUCUCUGAAAAAGUAUUCCCUCUUUUAGCUGCGAGUAGCACCGUGAAAGUUCACGAAGAAGUAGCUAUAGACCCCGUAUUAUUAUUUCAACGUACGAGUCUCUCUAAAGCUUGAGGGUGAUUUUGAAUAAUUUUAUGAGUAUGAAUUAUCCCCUUACUUUGCUGCAGCUGCAUUGAAGUGAAGCUGCAGUGAUAAGCACUCUUCAAUGCAGCUGGAACGCGUAUAACUACAAUGUCAGCAAUUUACGAUUGCUUUCAAUCAGUCAAUACUGAGGUUGAUCACACAAAUGCUACUUACAUUAUUCAUGGAUACCUUCUCGAUCUCACACAACGUGUUUAAUUAUUUAUUUUCUGAAACCUGGACGAGUUCAACACCGUAUAGAAAUAUAUUCUUCACAAAGUUUAUCUGCUUAUCCCAAAUGCCAAAACUAUAUUUUAUUUUUACAUGCGAUAACCGGCUGCGACACAUCGUCAGCAAUGUACACAAGGGGUAAAAUGUCAAAUUUUGACCUUUCAGCCCGAAUAAUUUUUGUAGCACACAGGAUCGACGGGGAUUUUUAAAAUUUUAUUUUUUGUUAUUUUUGUUUUUGUGAAAUUUUUGUUAUUUGACCACUAUUUUUUUGUCUAAAUUGACCGGACUAUAAUGUGGCUAUAACUUACACAGAAAUACGAUGUACACCAUAGCUUCGACUUAAUAAAAUAUUGGCACACCAGGCCAUGUAAUGGUUAAACUUUCCAAUAUGGACCGUCGAUAUUUGAGGUUUUAGGGGAGGGGAUUGAGGGCUACCCUCCUAUGCCAUCCCCAACCUGCGAAGCCCCAUGGUUAUGGUUAUUUUAUAUACAUAUUUAAUCGCAGUUAGUAGUUCUUCGUAUGCAUCCAAAUGAUUUAUCAAAAUUCUUCAAAGAGUAGUAUCGAUACUUUCAAAAUAAUCGGAACUAUACACUAAGUGAUUGACGUUUGACAUCAAUUAUUUGUCAAAUAUAUUCUGUAAUGGCGUGUUGUUUACCAAUUUGUAUGAAGUUUUAAAAAAUGUAUCUGAUGAACCAUAAGUUUGCGCAACCGAAUACUUUGCAAAACUCUUUCUUUUAGUGAGUACUAUCUACAAUAAAUCAUGGGCUUUUAAAUCGACAAUCCAUAUUGGAAAGUUUAGCCGUUAUUGUAGUAAAUAAUUAUUAUUUUGCGAUCGGUGGCGGUGAUACAUAUUAUGGUAUGUUGUGAGUGACACGACAUACAUAACCAAAAGACUUAUGAAGUAGGUUUACGCAGACAAUCCGAAAUCAAAAUGACACAGGAAGUACCAUCACUUAGCCCACAGUGUAAGUUCUUUGUAGUAAGAAAGAAGCGAUUUUGUCGUAUGACGGUGCGCCCUGGAUGGAAUUACUGUGGAGAGCACCAACCUCAGAUAGGCACAAAAGAUGGAAAGGAUGAAAAGCGAAUACCUUGUCCAAACGACAAUAAACAUACAUGCUAUGCAAGCAAGCUACAAAAGCACCUCACCAUAUGUAAUGCUCGUCAGCAAGAGGUGCCACCAUAUAUCAAAUACAAUGUUAAUGCUCCAGCUGAAACCGGCCCUUUAAAACAACCACUUUCAGAAAUACCAACCACUGAGAUUGAGCAGAUUAUACAGAAAGUUAAUCUGCUAUUUGACACAUAUCUUAAAGAUAAAAUAGACACUAUGCCUGAUAGAGAAAUUCAUCCAGCUGUAAUGGGUGAAUUUUUAACAGAAGGAAGAACGGAGAGUUCUUUACGUCACUUAAGACAGGCAUCAAAGUUAAUGCAUAUAAUGGAAGAUGAGGGCUUAGUCAAAGACCAUACCUGUUAUGUUGAACUUGGAGCUGGCAAAGGUCAUCUAUCAUAUUUCGCGUGGCAUGCUUGGUGUCCAGCCGCAAGUGGCAGUUCCAUAUUGUUGGUAGAGAGAGCCUCCCUCAGACACAAGAGAGACAACAAGAUCCGGAACAUGCCUGACAAUUCAAAUAAUGUAGAAAACGUUGCCCAGAAAUUGAGUCCUGAAUUAUCUAAUAAAAAUAAAAUGGACUCAUAUGAAAAUAUUAACAAUUAUGAUAAUAAGGAUGAUGGUUGUAAAACAAAAUCGUUACAGUCAGCUAAUAUCAACGAAGGUUCCUUCAGAUUAAGAGCAGAUUUAGCUCACUUGAUACUAGAUCUCGUUCCAGCCAUACAGAAGAAUGAUAGUAUUGUAGGCUUUGCUAAACAUUUGUGUGGAGUAGCUACAGAUUUCUCGCUGCGCUGUCUCUCAUCGGCCAAUACGCUGCCGAAAACUCGUGGCGUGCUCAUAGCUACUUGCUGCCACCACCGCUGCAGCUCAAAUGGAUAUGUAGCUCACAAACAUCUGAUGGAACUGGGAAUUGAUAAAAGAGAGUUUAACAUAAUGAUAGGUAUCGUCUCGUGGGCCACCUGCGGGGACGGGCGCAGCCGGGACGAUCGAGGGAAGCGAAUCGUCGACGGGCCGAAGCCCGACUCUGUCCAGAGAGACUCGCGCCGUCGGCGGGAAGAAGUCGGGCGUCGGGCCAAGGCCAUCCUCGACUGGGGCCGGGUGCUCUACCUCAGAGAGUGCGGUUUCGACGCCCGUCUGACAUACUUCGUCCCCGACACGGUCUCACUGGAAAACCUUUGUAUUGUAGCUAAAAAGAUUUGAUGAUUUAUUAUUUUGUCGAAAUAUACAAUAAUGUAUAGAAAA
Messenger RNA from Pieris brassicae (large cabbage white), 3185 nucleotides. RefSeq names its product tRNA:m(4)X modification enzyme TRM13 homolog. The transcript has 8 exons. The record is from RefSeq and is a predicted model, not a curated record. NCBI's taxonomy places the organism in Eukaryota, Metazoa, Arthropoda, Insecta, Lepidoptera, Pieridae. Gene Ontology annotation, biological process: tRNA methylation. The coding region runs from base 1773 to 3143 and encodes 456 amino acids.